UCCUCAUUGCUACUUCUUCUACUGAUUUUGUUCUUAUUUGGGUUCGCUUAAUUUCAUCUAAUUGUAUCUCUCUCGUUGAAAUCCUUGAAUUCGUCCAGAUUCGCCCCUGUUUUCAUUUGGGGGUUUUGAUGUCUUUAAGUUAUUUUCUGAGAUGAACUGCUAUUCGCCCUUGUUUUGAUUUGGGGUUUUGAUAUCUUUAAUUUACUUUCUGAGAUGAACUGCUACUCGCCCCUGUCUUCAUUUGGGGUUUUGAUAUCUUUAAGUUAUUUUCUGAGAUGAACUGCUACUCGCCCCUGUUUUCAUUUGGGGUUUUGAUAUGUUUAAUUUACUUUCUGAGAUGAACUGCUACUCGCCCCUGUUUUCAUUUGGGGUUUUGAUAUCAUUAAGUAUUUUCUGAGAUGAACUGAUAAUCCCUCAAUUGUUCUUCCUUUUUUUCUUGAUUUUGCUGUUGGAUCUGUUGAGUACAUUGUAAUCUGGAUCUGGGCAUUGCUGAUUCGUGUUAAUUUAGCUGAAUUUCUCUGUUCUUGCUUCGAUUUUUUCACCAAAACUGCAAAUUAUAUCUGGGGUUUUAAGAUCUAGCAGAUUAGGAGGAGGGGUUUUGUGAAAAUGGGCUAUGAUCAUUUGGAUCAAUCUUCAGAACUGAAACUCUAUCAGUUUUUUGUGUUCUGUGUUCCAAUUCUUUUCACUUUCAUUCUUCUUUUCCUUUUCUAUCUUCUUUAUCUUCGUCGACGAAGGGCGGAUUGGAAUUCUAUUCGAAUGCGAACAUCUGAUGCAGUGAACAAUAACAUAUCUGCUUGUGAUGUUGGGUUGAAGAAGGAAUUCAGGGAGAUGCUUCCUAUUAUUGUGUACAAUGAAACAUUCUUUGUUACUGAUACGCUAUGUUCAGUCUGUUUAGGGGAAUACCAAACAGAAGAUAAGCUUCAGAAGAUACCAUCAUGUGGGCAUGUAUUUCACCUUGACUGCAUUGAUCAUUGGCUAUCCAACCACAGUACCUGCCCACUCUGCCGUCUCUCUGUCCUUUCUCCGUCGUCCCGACCACCGCAUAUCCAGAUUGAGAUGGGACUCGAAUCGACAAAUGAGCAACGUCGCGAAGAAGCACCUCCUCAACAUAGUAAUCAAGCUUGUCAUCAUACAACACCUCCCGUGUGAAGUCAUAAUUCGAGUUUUCGAGGAGAAAGAAUCAUUUAAAAAGAGAUGCAACUUUGGAUAUUUCAUCGAGAGAAGACGAUCCGAGGGAGAAAUCAGGACGACGUAAAUGGCUGUUCCAUUGGGAACUAUCAAUGCCACCGACCCGUGUUUUAGCACAGAGAUGUCGUACAUUGUUCUAUCUCCAACCGAUCAAAAGAUCAGUCCAGACUCACUUCGGGACUCACCUCUAACAGAUAUUGUACUUUUUAGGCUUUCCCUUUUGGACUUUUUCUCAAGGUUCUCAAAACGCGUCUGAUAGGGAGAGGUUUUCACACUCUUAUAAAGAAUGCUUCGUUCUCCUCUCCAACAGAAGUGGGAUCUCACAGUUACGGUGCCAAGACUUUGUUCAUGAGCAUAAUCUAUGAAUUCAUAUUAUAGAAACAAGAAGCUGCCUCUACUAAUGUAGCCUGUGGACUUUCUCGUCUCUCACAACAACAGAAAGGUGAAGGAUUCUCUCUUUGUUGCAUGAAUGAACUGAGACCGCAUUCGAAUGGGAGCAAUCUUGAGAAUAAGAUGGUUAAGAAAAACUUAAAGAAUUAAAAGUUAUUACCUAUACCAACAUGGUUCAUCUUCCUUUUCGGUAGCUCAAUCAUACGGACUCAAAGUUAAGCAUAUGAGUGAAGAUAAAAUAUGUUGAAAAGACUUGUGUUAAUACGUGAGAAUAAUUUUUAC
Messenger RNA from Cucurbita pepo subsp. pepo (vegetable marrow), 1860 nucleotides. RefSeq names its product RING-H2 finger protein ATL58. NCBI's taxonomy places the organism in Eukaryota, Viridiplantae, Streptophyta, Magnoliopsida, Cucurbitales, Cucurbitaceae. The record is from RefSeq and is a predicted model, not a curated record. Gene Ontology annotation, molecular function: transferase activity. Gene Ontology annotation, biological process: protein ubiquitination.